Molecule: messenger RNA, 514 nt
Organism: Hordeum vulgare subsp. vulgare (domesticated barley)
Lineage: Eukaryota; Viridiplantae; Streptophyta; Magnoliopsida; Poales; Poaceae
Product: mitochondrial import receptor subunit TOM9-2-like
Exons: 1
Coding region: 55-327 (90 amino acids)
Biological process (GO): intracellular protein transport
Cellular component (GO): mitochondrial outer membrane
Source: RefSeq, a predicted model, not a curated record
CCCUAAUCGAAUCAAUCCCUUCCAUCCAGUCCAGAUCAAAACAAGGGAGAGGGCAUGGCGUCGUCCUCUGCUGUGAGCAAGCGCGGCGACGCGGGCGGCGUCCUGGCUGCGAUCUCGCGGUCUUCGGUGGCGGCGCACGGCCGCGAGGCCGCGGCGGUGGCGGGGAAGCUGCUGCGGAGUACGGGGAAGGCGGCGUGGAUCGCGGGGACCACCUUCCUGGUGCUCGUCGUGCCGCUCAUCAUCGAGAUGGACCGCGAGCAGCAGAUGGUCGACCUCGACCUCCAGCAGCAGGCUCUUCUGGGCUCGCCGCCGACCCUCGCCAAAUAAAUCUCUCCUCUUGUUCGCUUCCGUCCUUCACAUUUCAUUUUGCCUGGUAUCAUAAGUUGUCGACAAUUUUAUCACUAGUGUGUCUGUGUCUGUUAUCGGAGAGAAAGAUCAUGCCUUGUUGUUGUGACUGUGACUGCUCCUUCUCCUGCUCGGUACAAUUAUCGCAAUAUCACCAGCUUGUCUUGAA